Molecule: messenger RNA, 1252 nt
Organism: Microcebus murinus (gray mouse lemur)
Lineage: Eukaryota; Metazoa; Chordata; Mammalia; Primates; Cheirogaleidae
Gene: DLX4
Product: distal-less homeobox 4
Biological process (GO): cell differentiation; embryo development; regulation of transcription by RNA polymerase II
Molecular function (GO): RNA polymerase II cis-regulatory region sequence-specific DNA binding; DNA-binding transcription factor activity, RNA polymerase II-specific
Source: RefSeq, a predicted model, not a curated record
CCCCGUCGGGUCCCGGGAACCGAACCCGAAGGAGAGGAGGGGGGCCCCCAUGGAUUUAGGGGGGAGGGGAAAGCCAUGGGGGUUACCCCCCCGGAACCCCUUUCCCGGGCGCGAGCUCUCCGCUGGAAGAGGCGCGGAGAGACAUUUUCCCCAGGAUCUUAAGUGUGGGGGCGGCUGGCUGGGGGGCUCGUCCGGCCCAACGCCCGAGGCGAGGGAAAGAGAGAGUUGGCGGAGGAAGCAGACUACGUGCAGGGCCAUGGCCUAGGCCCUUCGGCCCCGGCCCGGGCCCCGGCCGUAAUGACCUCUGUGCCCUGCCCCCUCCCUGGCCGGGACGCCUCCAAAGCUGUCUUCCCAGACCUCGCCCCCGUCCCGUCGGUAGUGGCUGCCUACCCGCUUGGCCUGUCCCCCACAACCGCAGCCUCCCCCGAUUUGUCCUACUCCGGGCCGUAUGGCCACCUCCUGUCCUACCCCUACUCCGGGCCAGCGACCCCCAGGGACUCCUACCUGCCCUGCCAGCAACCCGCGGCGCCUUCGCAGCCGCUCUGUGGCCCCGCGGAGCACCCACAGAAACCGGAGGCAGACUCUGAGAAGCCGCUGCUGUCCCGAGAGCCCUCGGACGGGCGCCCGCAGGCCCCGGCCAAGAAGCUGCGCAAGCCCAGGACCAUCUAUUCGAGCCUGCAGCUGCAGCACCUGAACCAGCGCUUCCAGCACACGCAGUACCUGGCGCUGCCGGAGAGGGCCCAGCUGGCCGCGCAGCUCGGCCUCACCCAGACCCAGGUAAAGAUCUGGUUCCAGAACAAGCGCUCCAAAUACAAGAAGCUCCUGAAACAGAACUCUGGGGGACAGGAAGGGGACUUCCCUGGGAGGACCCCUUCAGUGUCUCCCUGCUCCCCACCCCUACCAUCCCUCUGGGAUCUACCCAAGGCAGGGGCCCUGCCCACCAGUGGCUAUGGCAACAGCUUUGGCACCUGGUAUCAGCAUCACUCCCCAGAUGUGCUGGCUCCGCCUCAAAUGAUGUGAGUCCAGGCAGGGGCAGGUCAGCCCCAGCCCUCCUACAAAGCCCAGGACCCAACCCACCUGCACCUCUUCUGUGCUGGGAGAAAACCAGCUCCAGAUGGGUAUUCUCUGGAGGACAAGGAGCUGGAGAAGGAAAAGGGAUGGGGUGGAGUCCUGUACCCCCAACCCAAAGAGCUAAUCAAGGACCUCAGCCUUAACCACUGCCUUCCAGCACUACCAUGGACUGGACACCUUC